Molecule: messenger RNA, 774 nt
Organism: Kuraishia capsulata CBS 1993
Lineage: Eukaryota; Fungi; Ascomycota; Pichiomycetes; Pichiales; Pichiaceae
Exons: 1
Coding region: 1-774 (257 amino acids)
Biological process (GO): regulation of translational initiation
Cellular component (GO): cytoplasm; eukaryotic translation initiation factor 3 complex
Molecular function (GO): ribosome binding; translation initiation factor activity
Source: RefSeq, a predicted model, not a curated record
AUGGAGAACAACCUGGUUUACGUUCCGGCCCAGCGUCCCGAGUACAUAUCGGAUAUCCUGAGCUCGUUGAAAAGAUAUGAUACUUCGAUAAUAAGGGACUUGCAGAGAUAUUUGGCGCAGCAGUUUGACGAAUCGUUCCAGGAUUUGAACAGCAAUCUUGCUCUGUUGAAGCUCUACGAGAUUUCUGGCUCGGAUAGACAAGAUGAUGAAGAUGAUGAAGACGAUGAUGAUGACGAGGAGGAGGAAAACGAGUCGUAUUCUAUCAAGGCGUUGAUCAAGGGGCUUGUGAACUUCAGCCACAACGAUUUUGAGCUUUACCUGAACUUGUUGCCUUCUUACGUGAUAAUAAACGACCAGGCUCCCUUCAUCGACUCGUUCAACCAGCAGACGCAGAAGCUGGUCUCUGUCUAUAAGCUGUUGACUCUCGGCAAGUUCGGCAAAUUCUGGAAUGAGUUUGAGAACGAUGCCGAGCUAGCUAAGAUCCUGAAGACCCACGCAAACCCAGAGAGUCUGAAGUUGGAGUUCCAGAAGUCCAUUGGUACUUUGAUUGGGAUCUCCAAUAAGUCCAUCAAACGUGAUUUUCUGCAGAGGGUGUUGAACUUCAAAGAUGCGGCUGCACUCGAGGCAUAUGUUAGUGCCAACUUCAGCUGGAAAUUGGAGGGAGACAAGUACGUCGUUGGAAAUGAAGAUGAUAACAGUUUCGUCAGCAUCAGCACCGAGAACGUGAAGCUGGAGCAGCUGACGAGGUUGAUUAAGAGGACGAUUGAAGCUUGA